Molecule: messenger RNA, 2985 nt
Organism: Schistocerca americana (American grasshopper)
Lineage: Eukaryota; Metazoa; Arthropoda; Insecta; Orthoptera; Acrididae
Product: ras guanyl-releasing protein 3-like
Exons: 14
Coding region: 248-2722 (824 amino acids)
Biological process (GO): Ras protein signal transduction; positive regulation of GTPase activity
Cellular component (GO): plasma membrane
Molecular function (GO): calcium ion binding; guanyl-nucleotide exchange factor activity
Source: RefSeq, a predicted model, not a curated record
CCGCUGCCUCUGCCGCUGCCGCGACGCGCUAUCGAUUCCGGCUCGCGUAGCGCGCGUGUAGUGGCGAGGGCGCAGGGUCUGCCAGUCUGCUCUCAGCUGCUCGCUUCGCGGGCCGACCAGCGUAGAAGGCGUACCUGCGGUUUGCGAUGGCCAGCCGGCGCGUGUCUCUAGCCGUCGCUCUCCGAGGACUGUAAUCGCUGUGUCUUUAGUCCCUGAACAUACUGGUGAUGACUUUGACGCUGAGGAAAUGGCUACAUCUGCAGAUAAGCACGAAAUCGAGGCAGCGGCAGCGGCGAGGGUGCUGCCGGAGACGGAGCGGCCGGCGCUGCCCGGGCUGUCCGUGAGGGCCGCCACCUUGCCCGCGCUCGUCAGGAUCUUCGUCGACGCUUUCGAGACAGAUGGCUCAUUGCGGCAGGAGGGCGAGACAGUGGCGAAGGUGCUGCUGCUGAUGCACCGCUGGUUCACGACCUCAGUGUCUCUGGCAGGCGAGCUGACGCGGCUGCACGCCAGCGCCGCCCAGGAGGCGCCCUGUCGCCGCGCAGGCUGCACGCAUGCGCACACACGCAGCCUCGACUCUCCCAGCGCUGCCAACUGCUCGCAGCUGCGACUGCAGCUGCGAGUCUGCCAUGCCAUCAGGUACUGGAUUCUAUCAUUUCCCAUGCAUUUUGAUCUGGAAUAUGAACUGGCAGACACAUUAAAAGAAUUCCAAGCAGUUCUCACUCCAACUUCAGCUGAACUUAUAGACCUGUCCCAAGUACAAACAUAUGACUGGAUGCGUCAUAUGUCAAUAAGAGACAGUCAUACAGCACAUCUGCAUCAACAUGGCAAUAAAGAGCACAACAGAAAAGUGUCUUUAGUGUUCAGCCAUUUGGAACCAUUACAGAUAGCUGAGCACAUUACAUACCUGGAGCACAAGGUCAUAAGAAGGAUAACUUUCACGGAUUUCAAAAAAUAUGCUGAAACUGGAUCUCUUCGGGAGACCCCAAAACUGGAACGCUCUGUAGCUUUGUUUAAUGGACUUACUCAAUGGAUACAGUGCAUGGUCCUCAGCAGAACAACACCUCUACAAAGAGCUGAAGUCAUGGUGAAGUUCAUUGAGGUUGCAAAGAAACUAUUAGAACUGCAAAAUUUUAAUUCAUUGAUGGCUGUUGUUGGAAGUGUCAGUCACAGUGUAUUGGCUCGUUUAUCAAAGACAAUGGCCUGCAUACCCACCGAAAGUAAAAAGUCGCUGACUGAAAUGACAGAUCUGUUGUCUUCCACAAACAAUUUUAGCAAUUAUAGAAAGUUGCUGCAUGAAUGUUGUGGUUUCAGGAUACCAAUCCUAGGAAUACAUCUCAAAGACAUGAUCGCCUUACAUGUGGCACUGCCAGAUACUUUGGAUGGAGAAAUGAUAAAUUUUCGUAAAAUGGCACAGCUGUACUUGAUAUUUAAGGAUUUAGAAGAGGUUCAGCUGAGCACAGCACCUAUCAAUGUUAACAUGGACCUUGUCAACACUUUGAGAUUGUCACUUGACUUGGCCUACACUGAAGAUGAAAUAUACGAGUUAUCACUUGCACGAGAACCCAGAAAUUCUUCUUCGCCCCAGUGUUCACCUACUCAGUCUGUGCUCUUUGCUGAAUGGGCAUCUAAUCCAUGCCCUCCUCCAGAUGCACAGACAAUUGAGAAACAUGUCAAUGCAAUGGUUGAAGCUGUUUUCAAGAACUAUGAUAAUGACCAUGAUGGAUACAUUUCUCAUGAAGAAUUUGAAGCUGUUGCAGAGAACUUUCCUUUCAUUGCAUCUUUUUGUGUAUUAGAUGCUGACCAUGAUGGUAUGAUUAGCAAAGAUGAAAUGAAAACAUACUUUAUUCAUGCUAAUUAUCAUGCAUUGAAAAAUGGAUUCAAGCAUGAAUUUCAUGAAACAACUUACUUUAAGCCGACAUUCUGUUCACACUGUGCAGGGCUGCUGUGGGGACUUAUACGACAAGGCUAUAAAUGUCGAGACUGUGGAAUUAAUGCACAUAAGCACUGUAAAGAUCUUGUCGUAAUGGAAUGCCGCAUAAAAUAUCCUUGCUUGCAAGGUGAAGUUAGCUCACAUGCUGCUACUUCGAGGAGAAUAUUUCGGCGCAAGAAAAAGUCUAGUGCUUCAGAAUCUGAGUCAUCUCCUCCAAGUCCUAAAUGUUCAGUGUCAUCUUCCAUGACAGGUGACCAAGAAUCUAGUCAAGACUGUGGGUCAGGAAUGGUAUGCUCAGAGCUUGGAGGGGGUUCUCUUCCACCAAGCCCAAAGCCAGCUGUUAUGUGGACAGGACCACGGCGCAAAAUUAGUGAUUCCCUCUUAGUACCCUCACACAGUCGUAGCAGUGCCAGACUCAGGACUCAAAACAGCUGCCCAGAGAGUAGUUGUGCACAUUGCUACAAACCUCUGGACAGCAUGCCCAACCACUCUUCACAACAUCACUCCAGUACAGGACAUCAUACUUCACCUGUUCACCAAGCUUCAGUAACAAGCCUCAAGAACUGCUGUCAUAGUGAACAGUUAAAUGAGGUCAAUCAAAAACUUGCUGCUGCUGAGGAGGCAAAGCAGCGUCUCAUGAAGGAAAACCAAUUUCUUCUUCAGCAAUUGGAGGCUGCCUACAAAGAGCUCCAUUCCUUGAGGGACCAUGUGGGAGAAGUCCGGCAACAAACUGUUGCUUUCAUCCUCAGUCAGAUGGAAACAUUACAUAUUCAGAAAGACACUCAUUUGUAAUAUGUGACCUUCUGACUUCCUAUUUCAACACAUUAGACUGAUCAAGAAGCUACUACAUAACUAUUUUGUUGUAAAUUUUAAAAGUGUUCAAAGGAAGAAACUCACUAAAUGUAUGAUAAGAAUGAAGUCUGUGGUAAUUUUGUACAAUGUAUAUACAUUUGUAUAUAUAAGAAAAUAAGUAAACAAGUCAUUUCAUUUGUAUAUAUGCAUAAAUGUACUUAUUAACUUCACCAGUGAUGGAAAUAAAUCCCAGUAAUGCUGUA